AAUUAUUCCAACGAAAACAGUGAACCAGUCACUUUAAAUUGUUGCCGAUAUCGGAUGUGCAAUAAAAAAAAAAAAACAAGAUGAGCACAGCAAAUAAUCAACAAUUGCGAGAGCAACUAAUAGCAGCUGUGGUUAAAAAACGAGCAGCAUUGGCUAGAGCUCAUCAGAUAGUUGUCACACUUCUGGAACAACAAGUUGACGAACAGACGUUUCUAAGUCUGCUAACACAAAUCGGUCCAGAGAACUAUGCGGAUGUGGUCGAGGAAAGACACAUAAACAAACUGUGUGGAUAUCCACUCUGCGAUGUUGCUGUGGAAAAGGUACCUACUAAACAAUAUCAAAUCUGCGCUAUCCGUAAUAAGGUGUACGAUAUAACUGAGCGUAAAAAGUUCUGCUCUGGCUACUGCUUCAAGGCAUCCGAGUACAUCAAAUCCCAGGUGCCGACUUCACCACUUUGGUUGCGGGACACGGAAAAGAAACCAGAUUUUAAGUUGUUGCCGCGAGAAAAUUUAAAACCCGCCCAAUAGAUAGAAACUGUGAUAAUAUUUUCAAUGCUAAUGUAAUCGUAUUUAUUAAACAUCUAAGAAUCACUA
Molecule: messenger RNA, 593 nt
Organism: Drosophila mojavensis
Lineage: Eukaryota; Metazoa; Arthropoda; Insecta; Diptera; Drosophilidae
Product: putative RNA polymerase II subunit B1 CTD phosphatase RPAP2 homolog
Exons: 4
Coding region: 81-527 (148 amino acids)
Cellular component (GO): cytoplasm; nucleus
Molecular function (GO): RNA polymerase II CTD heptapeptide repeat phosphatase activity; RNA polymerase core enzyme binding
Source: RefSeq, a predicted model, not a curated record